Messenger RNA from Solanum pennellii, 1039 nucleotides. RefSeq lists its product as uncharacterized. The coding region runs from base 18 to 623 and encodes 201 amino acids. NCBI's taxonomy places the organism in Eukaryota, Viridiplantae, Streptophyta, Magnoliopsida, Solanales, Solanaceae. The transcript has 3 exons. The record is from RefSeq and is a predicted model, not a curated record.
CAAAGAAUGGAGUGAAGAUGUCAUGUUCCAAAUGCCAUCAAGUUGGGCAUAACAAAAGAACUUGUAUAUCAGUGCCUUCUGAACAACCCACACAACAGCCUGCAAGGCCCUUUCAACAACCACCAGUGAGGCAGCCUUCACAACCACCAGUGAGGCAGCCUAGCACUGGAAAUGCCUCUUCUUUAUGUGCAGAUACUUCAAAGGUUAAAGGAAGGAAAAAGAAGCAGUCAACUGCAAGGGCAUCAUCUUCUUCAGUUGCAUGGACAUCAUCUUCUUCAGUUGGAAUGCCACCACCUUCUUCAGUUGGAAGGCCACCAACUUCUUUAGUUGGAAUGCAACCAGCUGCUUCAGUUGGAAGGAAAAGAACAAGAGAUGUGGGAUUUGGUGUUUACACAGACAUACAAUCUGGAAGACAAGUGAUUAACCCAGGAAGAUCAAGUGAAAGAGUUAUCUCAAGUGGAACAGGGGUGGCAUUUAAAGAUGCAUCACAAACAAAUGUUGAUCUUGGAUUCAAGCCACCUAGUUUAAAAUGGAAAGGAAAAGAUGCAAUGACUGGAAAUCAACUUCAACAAUUGUCAAAGAAAAAGGUGCAAAGCAAAUCCAAGGGAAAGUGGGUUCCAUAAGAGCUCAAAGUCUUACUGAUGUGUAUAAAUGUUGAUCUAGGAGGUCUUUGUUUUUGUUUAUUUUGGUAACUGUUUGUAAAGGCAUACUCCAAUUACUGAUCAUUUUGAUGUAUUUUGGGUUAUUUUGAUGUAUGUUUGCAUAGACAAAUAUUUGGAGUUUGUUAAGUUGUGUUUAAUGGAUAUUAAGUUGUGUUUUGUGAAGCCUUUUGGUGUUUGUUAUGAUUGAUAUUAAGGCUGCCUUGAUGUUAGGUGUUUACUAUGUAUGAAAGUGUGUGAAUCAUGCUAGUAUGAAAGUGUGUGAAUAAUGCUAUUCGAUUGUAAAAGUGAUGAAUAUUGAAGCCAAUGUUGGAGACAAACUGUCAACUCUAAAAUAGUGCAUUUCAAUCCAUUACUUUGAUUGCUUAAAAUACAUAUUG